Molecule: messenger RNA, 1322 nt
Organism: Hyphopichia burtonii NRRL Y-1933
Lineage: Eukaryota; Fungi; Ascomycota; Pichiomycetes; Serinales; Debaryomycetaceae
Product: tRNA-5-taurinomethyluridine 2-sulfurtransferase
Exons: 1
Coding region: 30-1262 (410 amino acids)
Biological process (GO): tRNA wobble position uridine thiolation
Cellular component (GO): mitochondrion
Molecular function (GO): sulfurtransferase activity
Source: RefSeq, a predicted model, not a curated record
AUUCUUCAUCAUCAUAAAGAUUUAGACAGAUGCUCUCGCGAACAAGAUGGAGAGGGUUUUUGAUACCAAGAGCUCUAAGUAUAAGGCGGUUCCACGUGAAGCCCCAUUUCAAUGAGUUAGCACCCAAUACGUAUGUUCAAGAAGAACCCAAACCUGAAGAUGAGAUUAUAAUAGCUAUGAGUUCAGGAGUUGAUUCAUCAGUUAGUGCUGCAAUGUAUGCAUCGAAGUACCGUAAUGUGAGAGGGAUAUAUAUGGCAAAUUGGACUCAAACUGCUAAAUGUAUCGAAGCAGAUUGGAAAGAUGUUCAAAAAAUAUGUCAGCAUAUUGGAAUACCCUGUGAACGGGUGAAUUUUGAGAAAGAGUAUUGGAAUCAAGUCUUUGAGCCAAUGAUAUCGAUGUACUCCAAGGGAUUGACGCCCAACCCUGAUACUGGGUGUAAUAAGUAUGUUAAAUUUGGUAAAAUGAUUGAAUAUUUAACCAAUAAAUUCCAGAAUACAAAGGCUAAUUGGUGGUUGGUAACAGGGCAUUAUUCAAGAAUAAUGAAGCAUAGAGAAACAGGAGAGUACCAUUUGCUAAGGGGUUACUAUGGGAAUAAAGAUCAAUCAUUUUAUUUAUCCAAUAUCCCCAAAAAAGCAUUAUCUAAAGUAUUAUUACCAAUUGGACAUAUGAUAAAACCAGAUGUUAGAAAACUUGCAAAAGAUUUUCAAUUACAUAUUGCUGAAAAGCCUGAUUCGGAUGGUUUGUGUUUUGUUGGGCAAGAAACUUCAAGUUUUCGAGAAUUUUUAAAUGAAUAUAUUGAACCAAAUCCUGGUAAUAUAAUAACUGAAGAUGGUAAAAUAUGGGGCCAACAUAAAGGUUUAUGGCAUGCCACUAUUGGUCAAAAACUGGGGAUCUCAUUGCCACAAGGUAAUCCAGAGUAUAAAGGUGUUUGGUUCAUUAGUGAGAAGCGAUUUGAAACAAAUGAAUUAGUGAUUGUUAAAGGUCGAGAUAAUCCUAAAUUAUAUCAAAAUGGGUUGAGUGUUAGUGAUUGGGAAUGGAUAAUUGAAAAUCCAAGUCAGUUUUCAAAUUCAAAAGAGCUAACCUUGCAAUAUAGAUCUCUACAAGAACCUGAUCAAGUUUUUGAAUUUAAUCAAGAUAAAGAUGAAGUGAAAAUAAAAAUCAAGGAUAAAGCCCGGGCAAUGGCACCGGGUCAAAACGUUGUUCUUUAUCAUGGUAAUACGGUUCUUGGAUCCGGGGUUUUGAAAUCUACAUGGAAUUAUUAAUUUCAACUGUAAAUAGAAUAAAAUAGUUUAUAUUUCAAUACAUAUAACGUUACAAACGGG